Messenger RNA from Branchiostoma belcheri (Belcher's lancelet), 1890 nucleotides. RefSeq lists its product as uncharacterized. Bases 266 to 1258 code for a protein of 330 amino acids. The record is from RefSeq and is a predicted model, not a curated record. NCBI's taxonomy places the organism in Eukaryota, Metazoa, Chordata, Leptocardii, Amphioxiformes, Branchiostomatidae. The transcript is spliced from 2 exons.
CUGUGCAAAUGCGCACACACUAUCAGACAAUCGGGUCUUCUUUGUUCAACGAACAGCAGACAAUGAAAAUGGCAGAUGGAAAAUGUCGGAAUCUACAAAUGAACAAUUUACAAACAUCGACGUAGCUAUAGAAUCCAGAAGUUUUCACCGAUUGUCUUACGAAUUACAAUGAGAAUUACGCAAGAUAUCCCUUGAGACAAUCCGUAAUGGUUUGUUUUCGCUGAGGGCAGCCGGAGAGACCAGUUUUCACUUGGAAGUCAGAAAGAUGCUCAGGUGUGGCGAGCUCGCUGUUCUGGGAGAGAAAAAGGGACGCAUCCUUCAGUCUAAAGCUCACGUACACAACAAACACCUGCAAAUCGAACUGGGCAUACUGGAGCAAGAGCAGCGGAGGGCAGAAGUUCAACUGAGAUCAAAGCAGGAACAACUUUUGCGUCAGUUUCAAAGCCUCCGAAAACGCAGCGCCGAAAUCAGGAAAGAUCUGGAGAGCAGAGAACGUUCACCCCGAACGACCUGCGAUGGACCGACUCCAGUGUCGUCUGCAAGCACCGCAACGUCGUCCGAAGGACACCCUAGCGGUUGUGUAUAUAAUUGCAAUAAAGAUGUACUAGUAUUCCCGGCUGGAGCAAAAACCGCCAGUUCAAGAAAGAGAUGGUCUGUCGCAGCUUGUACACUGGGGGCUUCACAACACAUACAGCGCCUGACAGACCCAUCUUACAUCAAACGACGUUUCAAAAUCGCGGAAGAGGACGAACACCUUGCUCCCAAGAAUGAGGCCGUAUCAAGGCGCCGUAAAAGUCUCGACCCCACAAUGUUAGCAGCCAUCUUGGAUGUAGACACCUCUACUGUCAACCUGGAAGCGCAGGCCUAUGCCCGAGUGCGAGCGUCGCCCAGCCUUCUUCAAAAGUCUUUGGAACUCGACGGUGAAGAGGGCGACCGAGGGAGGACAGUGCCUACGGUGAAGCAGCGCAGAGCAAGCGUAGCUAUUCCUGGCUGCUGGCCUAGUAAAACGACCGGCACACGGCUCCCACCGCUAACGUCCGACAAGGCGACUGGUACGGCGAAUGGUGCGGAUUUACGUCAACAACGAAGGCAUUCUCUUCCCGCAAUAACUGUCACCUGUGACCCACAAGAUACGAUAGAUUCGCAAGGCGGCAUGGCGUCCUGUCUAGGCCCAGGUAUCAAGUCCAAGCCAAGAAAAUCGUCAGUUACGUUUGCUGAAAGCAACAUUAUAAAGGAACAUAUUGAAGAAGAAAAGUAGUUGGCUAAGGCUAUAGCUAAACAGUCCCAUACGAGAAUCACAGUCUCUGCCACAUAGGGCCGACUCAGGUCUGUUGCAAUAUGUUCUUUCUGAGGAUUAGUUUCUCUUCUGCGUAGUGCAUCAGUCUAGCUUCUCCUGAUUUUAGCUGCCUGGACAGUGGUCCUCCCAGUGCUCUAUGUCAACUUCCCUCUUGAUAUACCGCCUAUACUGCAAUGUACAGUAAUGUAUAGUUUCUUGCAUAUAGAAAGCAAAUCUAGCAAACUUCCUGUAUUUUGUACUAUGUUCGAAACAUGUUGCCAUACUCUCAGUCUGUAACGUCUGCGAUUGUCGUGCAAUAAGAUCUUCGUCUUGCCGUGCGAAAAGUUCUUCUUCUACUACAUUCUACUACUAGUAUUAUGUAGAAGCUAGUGGAGGUAAGUCCUGUCUAUCAGCCUAGUAUAUGGUCAUUAACAUGUUAUGUAUACUAUUCGACUUGUCUGUCAUCAUUAUUACCAGUACUAGGUCACUAGGGACAUUAGAUUGUUUUAUUACCUUCAUCAAGUUCUCAGUAUGGGUCAAUUAAGAUGCCAACCAAUACACAUCCCCUGCAAACUGAUGCACCACAGUCUGAUGCACGAGUUUCUUUUUUUAAG